Messenger RNA from Cervus elaphus (red deer), 8455 nucleotides. It is a transcript of the gene NCAM2, whose product is annotated as neural cell adhesion molecule 2. Gene Ontology annotation, biological process: cell adhesion. The transcript has 16 exons. NCBI's taxonomy places the organism in Eukaryota, Metazoa, Chordata, Mammalia, Artiodactyla, Cervidae. Gene Ontology annotation, molecular function: protein binding. Gene Ontology annotation, cellular component: membrane. The coding region runs from base 263 to 2446 and encodes 727 amino acids. The record is from RefSeq and is a predicted model, not a curated record.
CCCGGCUCUGCUGCCGCCGCGGCGGCCGCUGCUGCUGGUGCUGCUGCUGCUGGUGCCGCCGCCGCCGCCGCCGCCUGGAUAUAGUGCGGCAGGGAGCGGAGCUUGCAGUCACUUUGCGAGGAGGAGCGCGCGGGCUGCGGGCGGCUGGGGCACCCCCGGAGCGGCGGCGGCUCUCGCAGAGGCGGCCGUGACAGCGGAAGGUUCUCUCUCCGGGGCUGGACUUAAUAACUUUGGAACUGUCCACCGGUGGCACGUCCUGAACAUGAGCCUCCUCCUCUCCUUCUACCUGCUCGGGUUGCUUGUCAGUAGCGGGCAAGCUCUUCUUCAAGUGACAAUUUCACUUAGCAAAGUAGAGCUUAGUGUGGGUGAAUCUAAAUUCUUCACAUGUACAGCAAUUGGUGAACCUGAGAGUAUAGAUUGGUAUAAUCCUCAAGGGGAGAAGAUAAUUUCAACACAGAGGGUAUCAGUGCAAAAGGAAGGUAUUAGAUCAAGAUUAACCAUCUACAAUGCAAAUAUAGAAGAUGCAGGGAUAUAUCGUUGCCAAGCAACAGAUGCCAAAGGACAGACACAAGAAGCUACAGUCGUUUUGGAAAUUUACCAAAAACUCACUUUCAGAGAAGUGGUAUCCCCUCAAGAGUUCAAACAAGGGGAGAAUGCAGAAGUGGUUUGCCGAGUCAGCAGCUCACCCGCACCUGUCGUCAGCUGGUUGUAUCAUAAUGAGGAAGUCACCGCUAUAUCCGACAAUCGGUUUGCUAUGUUAGCCAACAAUAAUCUGCAGAUUCUCAACAUCAAUAAAAGUGAUGAAGGUAUAUACAGGUGUGAAGGAAGAGUGGAGGCUAGGGGAGAAAUUGACUUCCGUGAUAUCAUUGUUAUUGUUAAUGUGCCACCAGUGAUCACAAUGCCUCAGAAAUCCUUUAAUGCCACAGCAGAGAGAGGAGAAGAGAUGGCAUUUUCCUGCAGCGCCUCAGGCUCUCCUGCGCCCACCAUCUCCUGGUACAGGAAUGGCAAGUUCAUUGAAGAAAAUGAAAAGUACUCAUUGAAAGGAAGCAAUACAGAACUCACUGUCAGGAACAUAAUCAAUAGUGAUGGGGGCCCUUAUGUCUGCAAGGCCACAAAUAAGGCAGGAGAAGAUGAAAAGCAGGUGCUUCUCCAAGUCUUUGUACAGCCUCACAUAAUACAGCUUAAAAAUGAGACUACGUAUGAGAAUGGUCAAGUCACACUCAUAUGUGAAGCAGAAGGGGAGCCUAUUCCAGCAAUCACCUGGAAAAGAGCAGUGGAUGGCAUCACUUUUUCUGAAGGUGAUAAGAGCCCAGACGGACGUAUCGAAGUCAAAGGGCAGCAUGGAAGUUCAUCACUGCACAUUAAAGAUGUGGACUUGUCAGAUUCGGGGAGAUACGACUGUGAAGCAGCAAGUAGAAUUGGAGGGCACCAAAAGAGCAUGUACCUUGAUAUUGAAUAUGCUCCCAAGUUCAUAUCAAAUCAAACAAUUUAUUACUCUUGGGAAGGAAACCCAAUAAAUAUAAGCUGUGAUGUGAAAUCGAAUCCACCAGCAUCAGUCCAUUGGAGAAGAGAGAAAUUAGUCUUGCCAGCUAAAAAUACCACUAAUUUAAAGACAUAUAGUACAGGGAGAAAAAUAAUAUUAGAGAUCGCACCUACAUCCGAUAAUGACUUUGGACGAUAUAAUUGCACAGCUACUAAUCGUAUAGGAACAAGAUUUCAAGAGUAUAUUCUUGCUUUGGCUGAUGUUCCAUCAAGUCCCUAUGGAGUGAAGAUUAUAGAGCUGUCACAGACCACAGCCAAGGUUUCUUUCAGCAAGCCGGACUCCCAUGGAGGUGUGCCUAUUAAUCACUAUCAAGUGGAUGUCAAAGAAGUGGCAUCAGAAACCUGGAAAAUAGUACGCUCCCAUGGAGUUCAAACAAUGGUUGUUUUAAGCAACCUGGAACCAAAUACAACUUAUGAAAUCAGGGUUGCAGCUGUAAAUGGAAAAGGACAAGGAGACUAUAGUAAAAUAGAAAUUUUCCAAACAUUACCAGUCCGUGAACCAAGUCCUCCGUCCAUACAUGGACAGCCAAGCAGUGGGAAGAGCUUUAAGCUGAGUAUCACCAAACAGGAUGAUGGUGGAGCCCCUAUUUUAGAAUACAUUGUGAAAUAUAGAAGUAAAGAUAAAGAAGACCAGUGGUUAGAGAAAAAAGUGCAGGGAAAUAAAGACCACAUUAUUUUGGAGCAUCUACAGUGGACAAUGGGAUAUGAAGUUCAAAUUACAGCUGCCAAUAGAUUGGGAUAUUCAGAACCAACAGUCUAUGAAUUCAGCAUGCCGCCUAAGCCAAACAUUAUUAAAGAUAAAUGCUGUGAAGCGAAUAAAGGCGAAAAUGGAAGCCAGUCAUGGCAGCUGAAUGCUGCUGCGUUUUCUUUCAUUAUAGUCAUAAGUUUGUCUUGCAUGUUUUAAUGUUGUUGCUAUAUCAUAUAUUUCCUUUUUUGCCCUGAAAACUUACAAGGCUAAUCUAAAAUUGCAAUAAAAUAUUUUCUAAAGUCCAACUAAACAUGCAUGUGUCCUCACCCAUGAAUAGUGAGCCUUUUUUCCCUACCCCAAAUUGUUGACCUUUAAAGUAGAUAAUUUGUCAGGAAAUCACAAAAGGACUUUAAACCAAGAUUGUUUCUUCCAAGUACUAGUUCACAGAGUAACUUGUUUCAUUCUCAACUUUAAUUUCUAAAGUUGGCCAUGUUAAAUAUCAUGUCACUUUCAUUUGAACUUAAAAAUGAAAGUGCUAGUCACUCAGCUGUGUCUGACUCUUUGUGACCCCAUGAUCUGUAUAGCCCACCAGACUCCUUCCUAUGUCCAUGAAAUUUUCCAGGCAAAAAUACUGGAGUGGGUAGCUAUUCCCUUCUCUAAGAGGUCUUUCCGACCCAGGGAUCGAACCCUGGUCUUCUGCUUUACCGGGGGACUCUUUACCAUCUGUCUGAGCCCCCACAGAAGUCCAUUUGGAACUUAAGCAUUUGCUAUAUCUAAUCUUCUUUCAUUUGAUUAUUUUACAAAUAUAACUCAAUAUCCAUGGCCAAAUUCUGUAUAAAUAGAAAUUUUGUGAUGUAGAAUUGUGGCUCUUUCAUACUGAUUUGAUGGUUAUUCCUUUAAAUGUAGGCUUAGAACUUUAUAAACAUAAUAUUUCAUAGUGUUUUCCAUUUAUAUAAAACAUAAACCUGAUAGCUUUUAAUACAUUAAAUGUGUAUAUCCUAUGUGCUGCCUGAUUUUCCUCUUAUUCACAUAAAAUAUCAUAAGGAAUUAAAGUGAACCGGACUCAUUUCUUCAAUUUGAAUACCAAAAAUCUAGACUUUUAGUUUUCAAUAAAUAAAACUACCUUUCUGCAUUUGUCCCAAAGUAAAUAGUAAGUUAAAGUUGAUUGUAUUUUAAAAGUUGCACCCUGUGUACUAGGUUUGAAUUGUGUUUUGAGGUAACAUCAGGUAUUCAUGUUCUAACAUAAAAUCUUAUUACUUUUUCCUGGAAACCUGAGUCAGUUUCUUUGUAAGAUCAGAGAGAAGUAAAUGUUUUAGCCACUACUUUCCAGAAGAUGAAAUUGAGAUGAGGACGUGUUACUAGAUUCCAGCACUCAGAGGAGGCUGGAUUUGAUGGAGUAGCAUGAAUAAUGAUUUUUAUUUUCACAUUUCAUUCAUUACCAAAUGAGAAAAAAGUAUUUUGUGUUUUUCAUUCCCAGCUACACUCUAGCAAGUAAUUCUUACUAUGUAUUCAAGACAAUUAGGAGGACAAAUUUACAUAUAUUAACAAGAAUGUCAAUGGCUCACAUGGUAAAUCAAAUGAUUGAUUUCUGGGCUUUGAGACUCAGUCAUCAAAAACAAUUUGUUUUGUUGUAUUUAUUGUUUUUUAUGUCUUCAAUGAAAUACCCACAGGAUCCUAUUAUGUAGGAUGUAAAGGUGCACCAACCUUUGGUAGUCUGUUCUGUAAUUUAUCUUUCCAAACUCUUUGCUGUCCACUGCUAUACUUCUUUCUUCUGAGCUAACAGCAAACCUAAAGAAUGCAGAAGUGACUCAUUUACAGAUUAAACACACUUCUUUUUCCCCUGCUGAGACAAAGGGAUUUCCUCCUACCAAUUCAUGCAGUGUGGGGAUUUAACCUAUUUGUUGGAAAUGUUCUAGUUUUAAAAUGAAAUUAACCAGUGAUUCUGUGUAUUGAAAAACUAAUUAUAAUUUCAUACUACACUCCAUGAUAGCAUCUCACAUCCCAUGGAUUUGGAUAAGACUUAUAGAUAUGUUGACUAAUGAUAUGUAACAAGUGCUAGGAAAAAAGGAGUUCCAGUAACACUUGCGUGAACAAACUUUUCCAUUUGUUAUAACCUGACUGGAUCUUGCCAAUAUUAUAAAUAUUUCCAUAAGAAAGUCAUAGAAAUUAUCUUGAUAUAGAAAAUGAUUACAAAAUACUUUUGUGGAGAACAUGUAAUAUGUCUUUAAUAGGAUAACAGAGUUGAUUUUUUUUUAAUUUUAUAAUCUAUAAUUCAAAGUCACCAACAGUGAUAUGAAGAACACUCAGUCUAGCUUACAUGAUACUUAGACUGAUAUUUGGACAGGUCAGAAAAGAACCUAAAAUUAAAAUUCUAGUAUCUUAGCAGAAUUACUUACACUUAAUGAGUUGUUCAUUUAUGUGUUUUAAACAUCUAAGUCCAAGUCAAGAUAUUAAUCCUAAAAUUAAUAAGCUAUUUAUUAUUUGGCCAAGUAUCUAUUCUUAUAUGAACAGUUAUUUUACAGUUCUAAGAUGUGCAUAAGUUAAAAAAUAUUCUCAAGACAUCUUAAAAUAUAAAUCCUGUGCUUUGCCUUAUGUCUAUAAGAAAUAGGAGAGCACAAAAGUAUAAGCAAUGCAGCUGUUGCCUUUCAAAAAGUAAAACCUUAGAGAGUAUAAAUUACCUUGUCAGAUUGUUAUUUUAUAUUGUAAUAAAUGUAAAUGUUGCUGAAUUAUAUUUUUUAUUACUUGGGUUUUUCUUUUGUUAUGUACAACCACCAAGUCUAACUGACAGUUAUGUUUUGUCUCAUUGAAAUCUGCUAUAGAUCUAAGGAAAUGUGAUUAUUGGUAAGCAAGACAUAAAAAUUCUCCUAGCACCAUCCAAUAUUCUUUUUUUAAUCCAGUGGAUUUUUAAAUAAAAUUCUGUGCCUAAAUGUAUAAAUAUGAACUUGUGUGUAAGGUGAGUUUUAUGUUAUUCAUUAUAUAUAACAUUAUGUGCCUAUGUUCAUUGUUGUACAUAUUGUAUGAUCAAAUGUUAGAGCAUUUUAACAGUUUGCUUAGACCAUAUUUUACCAGUUAUAAAGUUAGGUUGAUUUGCUUAUGCAUAGUUGCCAUUAUUUGCACGUGGAGCAUCCUGAUUAAUUUUUUAUAUAAACUUGAAAUCAUUUUUCUUCUUCCAACCCUUUCCAAGUUUAUCUUCUUUUAUCCAUUUAUCAUUUAUCCCUACUGGUCUCUCGACCCCAGUUCAAGCUCUAAUUAUUUAUCAGAUAGCUCUAGGGCCCAUCAAACUACAUUUCAGAUAUGUUAACAGAUUAUGCCUAGGAGGCAGCAAUAAAACAUUCUUUCCUAUGAAAAAUAUUGUCUUACAUGGGAGAACCUUAAGUUAAUUUUGAUUUUUGGCUUUUCUGUUCUAAUACUAUUAUUCAUUGGUAUAAACCCUAUACCCAUAUUUCUUUCCAAACUAUUAUACAAACUCUUAAAACUCUUAAUGACUUCAUUUUUCUUAAAAUUUUUUAUUAGCUUAAAGUAUCUCAAGUGUUUAACAAUGUUAAAUAAAUAAAUAAAUUUUAGAGAUUGGAUUAACAUAUUAUAUAUAUGUCAAUUAGUAAGAAUAAUUGCACAAAUUGCACAUAAUUUUGACUCUUUGGGUGUUCAGCAUUUCUUUUAAAAUUAAUUAGUAAAAUUACAAGUAUGCAUAGUAGUUCAUAGGUUAUACAAUUUGGAGAUGAUUAUACAACUCAUAUUUUCUAUUUAAUAAUUCCCAUUAAUUAUAUUUAAUUUAAAUUAAAAUUUAAGUAAGGAAUAUUCUAAAAUGUAUUUUAAUCUGGACAGGUGGAUUUAUGAGUUUUCAUUUAUAUUGAACAAAAUAUAAUAUUUGAGGAGGAAUUAGGCCAUGAACUUUUAGAUCUGGAUGGGUACUUUCAGAUAUAUUAAAAGCAUUCUUUUUAUUCAUAAUACACCUACACUAAGAAUAAAAGAAUACAAGUUUUAGAUUACAAAUGAUUUUAACAAUUCAAGAUGAAUAUUUGCAUCACUAAUGCAGUAGGUAAAUAUGUUUGUAUCUACCUUUCAAAAAUAACUAAUAUUAUGUAUUUUUUCAGUUUAUAGUAGUUAAGCAACAUUUCUAGUCAUAAAAUUAUCUAAAACUCUCCAACUAUUUGUUUCCGAUUAUGAUAUUGGCAGCAUUAAGAGUUUUAAAUAAAUUACCUCUUAGGACACUACCUAAAUUAAAUAUUGUCAUUUCCAUGUUUCAUAGCCCUUAUAUAUUAGAAUUCCAUUCACUGAAUAAAGAUACUAGAUGAAAAGUUCAUACCUAAAUUUGUCAUUUUAUGUAUUUUAUUAUGGCUCAAAUCUGUGAGACAUAAUGUAGUAUCCUUUAACCCACUUUUUUUUUUAAACCCACUUUUGAAUAAGUAAAAUCAAGUAAGCCUUCUCUUGGUUUUAUUUUCUUUCAUUCUUCCUUCUAAAGUUUUCUUUAUACUAUUCUCUCUCUCUCCCUUCCUCCCUUCCCUCCUACUCUCUCUCGUUCCCUCUCAAUUUCUGGCCAUGAAUAAAUAAGAUGCAGCUCUUCUGUUCCUUUUCUGUUAAUUGCUGUUAAAUUUUUAAAUUUCAGAAUUUGUGGUAUAUAUAUAUGUCCUAAAACCUUAAACAAAGUUAAUGCAUUGAAUGGGUAGCUUAAAUUUCUUUUCAGAUGUUUGGAGAUAUGAAUAUUCUACAAAUUGCCCUGAGAUGAUUUCAAUAUAAAUUGAUAUUGGUAAAAAGUCUAUAUUUAUUUAAAUCAGUUGGUUAAAAAAUGAAGUAGUAUUUAAUCACUAUUAAUACUUGAUAAUCUUAGAAUUCAGAAGAUAUUAACAGUAGAUAUUAGGUCUUAACUAAAGGGGAAAAGUUUCAAACAUCUAAUUAACAUAUUUUCUGCCCCACCACCAUCUAAACUUGAGUAAUUAUCUAGAGUUAACAUCUUUAAUUUUUUUUAAUUAUUUAUUUCCAGUUGAAAGGUAAUUGCUUUACAAUAUUGUGUUGGUUUCUGCCGUACAUCAGCAUGAAUCAGCCGUAUGAUAUAUGAUGUGUGUAAUAUCUCUUUUUACUACAUGGUGCUUACAAAUUUGAUAUAACACAUAAUGAUUAUAAAAGUAGCAUCUUAGUAUUUUGGUAGGAGAAUGGAUUCAAUCUAAUUUAAUUGUUCUGAAGUAAAUCAGAGAUGAGAAUCUAAUAUCAAUGCUUUAUUUUCCAAACACCUUUAGUUUCUUUAUCUUACCUAAGAUUAUGAAUCAGGUAAAAAUCUCUGAUAGUCAUCCUCCCCUCCCCCAUAGUUACUAACUAAUUAGUUGGAGGUCUAAAAUACCUGCCCUUAAAUGUUAUAGAAAGAAUGGAUUAUCCUAGAAUAUCGGUUUUUAGCUACUAGUUAGCAAAAUUGAAAAACAAAAUAGCCAAGGAAAACACAUAUGUUCAAAAGUUCUAGUAGUGUAUCUGAGGUGAUUUGAACUGCAACUGAUGUCCUAGUGUCUUUGCUGUAGACUAUUAUUCCACCUACUUUUUAAAGAUAUACUCAUUCAAGUGUAAUUAACUUUUAAGUAUGAACUAAUCUAAUGUUGGUUGUAUUAAGCCUAGGUACAUUGUAAAGUUUCUUUAUUUGUGUAUGUUCAAAUUGAAUUUAGUUAUUCUUUAUCACUCCAUUUUUAAGUAAUGGAAAUAUAGGUAUAAACUGGAAAUAUUGCAUAAUAUUCAGAGAUAACAUAACUUUUAAAUUAUGCCAUAUUUAUCUAUGUACUAAAUGGGCACUGUGAAAUAAAUCUCUAGUAAAUCCUUUUUUUCUAAAAAGUAAGAAAUUGAAAAUUACUGUCUUAAAGAACACCCAUAAUUCAUGAACUUCUUUCAAGAAUAUUUUUAUCUCACAUCUUAACAUUGAUUUUAUAUAUAACAGUUCUGUUUUAAAGUGACUAUUUCUGAUCAUUUUAAUUGCAUUUGUUUUCAUCAUAGCCUUUCUUAAAAUAAAAUGUAUGUUAUAUAUGUAUUGUCCUCAAUAUCAUCUCUUAUUUAAAACCCGUGACAUAAUUUCCAGCACUAUGUGUAAUCCUAUGCAUGAGUUUCAUAGUAUAUUAAAUGUCAUUUUAUUUUCUGUACUUCUGUGUCUCCAUUGUUGUAAUAAAGAAAACUGAGGAAAACCUUUGCUAUAUGUGUUUUCUUUAUUACUGGUAAAAACCUUUUCUGUCUUCUGUGUUUUCAUUUCUAACU